AUGGCGCAGCAGCGCCAUACUGAACUCGACCCACUAUGGCUGUCUGUCUUCUUCAUGGUGAUGGCUCUGGCACUUGACAAUCGGUCAACAGCUGCAACAGGCCCAAGUCAUCCUUUUCACGGAUACACACACCAGAGACUCAACGAGCUCACCAGUAAAUAUCAUGCGGUGAGCAUCAAGGCACUAUAUCUUGGUGAUGCUAUGUCUACCCCACGAGUCAGAACGGUGCAAGCCGUAAUCCUAUUUAACCAAUUUUUCCAGCUGUCAAGCGCCUGGAGAAAAGCCGAUACCAUGCUGAACUGGAAUGCUUUAGCCAUUCGUACAGCUCAGUUGAUGGGUCUACACAGGCUAGGAAGCAAUCCGGAGACAAUGCCUCCCGAUGACCCUGCCUGGCCUCCAGGCAAGAACGCCGUCAAGCGUCAUAUGGGACUUCGGAUCUGGAUGAUGUUGCAAUGGGCUGAUUGGAUGUCUGCAUCGGCACGUUUCCGCUGCUACACUAUCCAUCUAGAUCAGUGUACAUCACAACUGGUUGAUAAUGUCAAUGACUGGGAGCUUUCACCAACAGAAUGGCAGUAUACGCCUCGACCCGCUCAUGUCGUGACGGCCAGCUCCUUUGAGGUCUACAAAUGGAAUAUCGCCAACAUGUUGCGUCUUACUUUUGAUAAGCUCAUUACUUAUGCUGACAAAUUUUCGUACUCUACUGGUGGGUUGCACUGCUGCAGGGCGAUAAAACGAGAUUUGGCGCUGAUGACCCUACUCAUGGAUAGUUUUGGAACUGGAUGCCGGAUACAGGAAGAUUUUAGAGGGCUUGCCGUGAGUAUCAUCAAACCUCAGUUUACGAAGGGAUCUUUGCAGAAAGCUAACGACUAUAUCGCUCACAGCGAAGCAUAUCAACGAGAGAAUAGUGUGGUUGAUGGCAGUGAUCCUAGAAUCCGCCGCCAACGAAGUACACUUACCCUCACCUCUAGACACGCAAAUCCAUCUAACUGUAUCUCACUUUACUAUAGUGAUCUUCUAUCCGAGAGUCAAUCUCGUCGAUCAGCCAAGGCUCGCAGUUUCAAUCAGCAACAGCCGAUUCCAAAGCCUGCUUCCUUUUCUGAGGUGCUACGCCGCAUAUCUCGCAACAUGACACUGGGCACGCGCAACACUAGAAUCGAGGAUCCAGGGUCAACAUCCUCGUCCUCUUCACACUUCCCAUCCUCAGCUUCAGCUUCUUAUAACCAACAGCCUUUCUCAGAUAACAGCCCCGCGAACGGCCCCGAACAACCGAUGCCACAGGCAUAUCUCGGUGCUGGAUUCUACUCAGCGCUCGGAAUGCAGAUGCAGGAUGACUCUGAUCCAACCUACGCUAACAACAUGUGGAAUCUGAACACGUCUCCUGCAGAUAGCCAGUCCGAUCUGUCGUUCCUCAAUGUGUACCAAGGUGCUGGGCCGGACGUAUCAGAUCGAUAUGGACUCUGGCAAUUCUUUGUUGGGCAGGAUCUUCUUUGA
Penicillium longicatenatum is the source of this 1491-nucleotide messenger RNA. Its product is annotated as fungal specific transcription factor domain-containing protein. The transcript has 5 exons. The coding region runs from base 1 to 1491 and encodes 496 amino acids. The record is from RefSeq and is a predicted model, not a curated record. Lineage: Eukaryota; Fungi; Ascomycota; Eurotiomycetes; Eurotiales; Aspergillaceae.